Messenger RNA from Drosophila takahashii, 1752 nucleotides. The record is from RefSeq and is a predicted model, not a curated record. Lineage: Eukaryota; Metazoa; Arthropoda; Insecta; Diptera; Drosophilidae.
CAUAUGUUUUUGAUGAAAACACAAGAAAAGGAGGGAAAAACUGCAAUUGUUUGUAAUUUGUUUGUUUUACUGUGAAAACCCCGGACAAAACCCACGAUGGGUGGCGGAGAUCUAAACUUGAAGAAAUCAUGGCAUCCGCACACGAUGAAAAACCAGGAGCGCGUUUGGAAGGCGGAGGAGCAGGCGAAGAUGGAGGAGCGCAAGCUGGAGGAUCUGCGCAAGGAGAUCAACGAGGAGCGGGACAGGGAGGAGCUGAGGCGGUUGGGCGAAUCUUCUGGUGUACUGAGUAAUAGUGGUGGAGCAGCCGGCGAGGCCAAACUUGAGUGGAUGUACAAAAACAGCACGGAGCUGAUCAAUCGCGAGGAGUACCUGCUGGGCCGCAAGAUCGACAAGUCCUUCGAGACCCUGCAGGCCGAGGAGCACCGCCAGGAGCAGAGCACCGUGGGCCUCAAGCAGUCCAUCAAUCAUGUGGAGCACGACUGCGUGCCCUUCUCCAUCCGCACCUAUCGCAAUCUGCAGUCCACCGAACAGGUCGACAUGCAGCGCAAGACCCUCGAGGAUCCGCUGAUGCUCAUCAAGCAGCGCGAGAUGGAAUCCCGUCGAAAACUCCUCGAGAAUCCCGUCAAACUAAAGGAAAUCCAUCGCAUCCUCAAGACUGAACAGGAUCUAAAGGCCGCCAAGGAGAAAAAGGCCAAGAAGAGCAAAAAGUCCAAGAAGUCCAAAAAGAAAAAGAGCAAAAGGCGAUCCAGCGAUGAGGAUGACAGCGAGAGCAGCGAUAGCGACGAUGAUCUGGACAGAAAACUGGCCCGCCAGGUCAGCAAACUGAAGGGCGACCACGGCAAUGGUGACCUCAAGUUGGACAAACUGCUGGACGCCCAGUAUCGCACCAUUUCCAAGCAACUAGACAUGGCGACCAAGAAAAAGUCAAAGAAAUCCAAGCGAAAAGGCAGCAGCAGCAGCGACGAAAGUAGUGAUGAGGAGGAAAGGCCCAGGCGACAAAGAUCUAGGGAACAGAGUCCAGAAGACAGAAGGCAGAGGGAGAGACGCAGAAGCAGAAGCCCUCCAGAGCAAAGGAACAGACGGAGGAGUCCAGACGAGAGAAGGAUAGGGCGGAGGAGCAGAAGUCCUCAAGAAAGAAAGGAAAGGCGGAGAAGCAGAAGUCCCCAAGAGCGAAAAGAAAGACGGAGGAGCAGAAGUCCCCAAGAUAGAAAGCAGAAACGGAGGACCAGGAGUCCAGAAGACAGAAAAGAGAGACACCGACGCCCAGAAGAAAGCAAGGAAACCUCUAAACAGAGAGAAAAACGCAGGAGCAGAAGCCCCGAGGAGCGUUCUAGAACCAAACGCAGCAGGAGCCAAAGUUCCAAGAGAGAUGACCGACGAAGGAGCGCAGAAAGACCACCGCAACGAAAGGAAAAGGAGCGCAGUCCCGCUCCCAGUCGUCCCACCGGCAAACCCAAACUCAGCGAAGCCGAUCGCGAAGCUCGACUGCGCGAGAUGAUGGACAAUGCGACUUGGAGGGAAGCGGAUCGCAGCCAGGUGGUCCGCAAGCACCGCGAAGCCUACGCUCGCGAGGAGGCCCAAAACCGUGAACGUGACUUUGACAAGGAGUUCAUCAACAAGGAGGUCAAGAAGGCCAUCGCCAACCACAACUCCAUUGGCGAUCGCAUCCGGGCCAAUCUGAACAACAUUCAGCGCACCGCCUCCUCCAUGGACAGCAACUUUGCCCGCAAAUAAACUAGGAUUCCUUUAUUU